Prunus armeniaca (apricot) is the source of this 489-nucleotide messenger RNA. NCBI's taxonomy places the organism in Eukaryota, Viridiplantae, Streptophyta, Magnoliopsida, Rosales, Rosaceae. The record is from the annotation of a GenBank genome assembly.
AUGAAGGAUCUGGACCUGCUGCACAGACAGAACAUGGCCCCAAGACCUAUACUUGAGAUGAGCCUUGGCUUGGCAAGGGAUGUGCUCAACCUUCACGACCGUUAUGAGGAUUUGAAGCCCACUUUCAAAACCUCUGAGUUCUGCAAGGCCACUCAUGAAGCCAACUUGGCUGAUUUUGCAAAGCAGAAGGCAGAACUGGACCAAAUGGUGGAGGGGUAUAAAGAAGCCAAAGCCACCGCGAACAAACUGGAGAAACAUAUUGCAGAGCUUCAAAAGCAGUUGGCAGAGCGCCGGGAAGUGCAGCACAGGCUCGGGGCUGGAUUGAGCUCCAAGACUAAGGCCACUUUCCUUGUGCAGAACAUGGUUGCAGCUUCUAGGCCAGCCCUGGAGAUUGCAGAGACUUCAAUUCAUCAGGGGGUGCUGCUCCAAAAAGAACUUUCUAUCAAGAAGACCAAUCUGCAAGAGACUCUCAGAAAAUUAGGAUUUUGA